AUGUCGUUCCAACCGGCGUUUAACGCGCGGCUGAUCGCCGAGGUGAAGAAACAUCCAUGUCUCUAUAACCAUUCCAAAAGGGGCAGCGGCGAUACUAUGGAACGGAUGCGGAUAUGGGAAAUGAUCGCAGCUGCGGUUGACAGCAACUGCUCAGGUGAUUUUGCGAAGAAACGAUGGCUGCAGUUGCGAGAUCGCUAUCGGAAGGAGCUCAAGACGGCAAUCAAGCACAAUUUCGUGACACCGAUUCGAUGGUGCUACUUCUCGCACCUGUCUUGGCUUGAUCCUUACCUGAAAGAUAAUCUGGUGCUAUCAGCAUGUGAUGGUUACGGCGAUAACAGCGACGGCUAUUCCAACUGUGUUGACGGUCUAUCAUUAAGUAAUGUGAAGGCGGAGCUGGACGAUGGUGAUUGUGAACAGUCGACUUCACUGAUGGAGGCAUCAGUGAUCGAUCGCCUACUUGCCUCAACUCAUCAAAUAAGCAGACAGCAUAGAGACCCCAGUGACGACCAAAGCUUGACCGCAGCUGGCGCAGAAGAAGAUCUAAAGGCAGACAGCGGAAGGAGUGAAGAUGGUGCGGCUUCGAAGGAGACGAACGAGAGAAAAGGCGAAAGAAGCGAACCGACAAUGCAGCUACCGCAGCCACUCUCAACCUCUGCUCUGAAGAAUCAGAUGACGAUCCGCUACCAGCAGCUGGAGCAGGCUAUGAUCAAACAAGCCAUGAACGCUGGAAAAAGCGUUUUGGAUUGGAUGAACGACGAAGACUUCCUCUACUGCCGGAUAAUUGGAGUUCGAUUAAAGAAAUGGAAUCCUAGAAAGAGAUAA
Molecule: messenger RNA, 822 nt
Organism: Ostertagia ostertagi
Lineage: Eukaryota; Metazoa; Nematoda; Chromadorea; Rhabditida; Trichostrongylidae
Source: the annotation of a GenBank genome assembly